Messenger RNA from Candoia aspera, 4797 nucleotides. RefSeq names its product Rho related BTB domain containing 1 (gene RHOBTB1). Gene Ontology annotation, biological process: regulation of actin cytoskeleton organization; regulation of cell shape; cortical cytoskeleton organization. Lineage: Eukaryota; Metazoa; Chordata; Lepidosauria; Squamata; Candoiidae. Gene Ontology annotation, molecular function: GTP binding; protein kinase binding; GTPase activity. The transcript has 10 exons. Bases 195 to 2375 code for a protein of 726 amino acids. The record is from RefSeq and is a predicted model, not a curated record. Gene Ontology annotation, cellular component: cell projection; cytoplasmic vesicle; cytoskeleton.
AGCAGCUGGCCGGCUGGCUGGCGAGCGAGAGGGCGAGCGCCUCCGCUGCGGUUGCGGGAGGAGCGGCGGGAAGGCGGCUGGACUCUCCGCCAUGCAGCCUGGCCGGCGGCAGAGGUGACGGCCGCGUCCGCCCGCCCUGCACGAGGGGCCGCCGCCGCGCUGGUUGCGAGGGUCGCCGGCGCCGUCCCUGGUAGAUGGAUACUGACAUGGACUACGAAAGACCAAAUGUUGAAACCAUCAAGUGUGUUGUCGUUGGGGAUAAUGCGGUGGGGAAGACUCGCUUGAUCUGCGCAAGAGCCUGUAACACCACCCUGAGCCAGUACCAGCUGCUCGCCACGCAUGUCCCAACUGUGUGGGCAAUCGAUCAGUAUCGGGUCUGCCAAGAGGUUCUUGAACGGUCCCGCGAUGUGGUUGACGAAGUAAGCGUUUCUCUUAGACUCUGGGACACGUUUGGAGAUCACCACAAAGACCGGCGUUUUGCUUAUGGAAGAUCCGACGUCGUGGUCUUGUGCUUCUCCAUCGCUAACCCUAACUCCCUGAGCCAUGUGAGGACGAUGUGGUAUCAAGAAAUCAAGCACUUCUGUCCUCGCACCCCUGUGAUUCUGGUGGGCUGCCAACUGGAUCUUCGCUAUGCUGAUCUGGAAGCUGUCAACCGAGCCAGGAGGCCGUUGGCGAGGCCUAUCAAGAGAGGAGACAUCCUGCCUCCAGAAAGAGGCAGAGAAGUUGCUAAAGAGCUUGGAAUACCAUAUUACGAAACCAGCGUCUUUGACCAGUUUGGCAUCAAGGAUGUGUUUGACAACGCAAUUAGAGCCGCCUUGAUCUCCAGGAGACAUUUACAGUUCUGGAAAUCACACCUGAAGAAAGUCCAGAAACCUUUACUUCAAGCUCCGUUUCUACCUCCAAAGGCACCUCCUCCUGUGAUAAAGAUCCCAGAGUGUCCCGUCACCAAGAUCAAUGACGUGGGAUACUUACUGGACAAUCCACUGUGUGCAGACAUGGUGUUUAUUCUUCAGGAACAGACUCAGAUUUUUGCUCACAAGAUCUACUUAGCUACCUCUUCUUCCAAGUUUUAUGAUCUUUUCUUCUUGGAAUGUGAAGAAACACCAGACUUGACUGAGACCUUUUGUAGUAAAGGUAGAAAUUUCCCAACCAGAACCUGUAGCCUUGAAGCAGAUGACAAGGGGGAGGACGGGGCAGCCGCACCGUCUUCUCCUUCGACUGAUAGCCACCAUCCUGGUCUCUCAGAGCCUGAAGCAGGAGAAGCCACCUGCCUGAAACAGGGGCCAACGCUCUGGGGCAAAGGUUUCGUUAGCCUACAUCAAGAGAUGCACGUUAACCCGGUUUCGAAGAGGGUGUGUGCUGUGACGGUUGUCAAGAUGGAGGCAUCCAUCCAGCCUGGCCCUUUUAAAACGGUCUUGCGGUUUUUAUACACCGGGCAGCUGGAUGACAGUGAAAAGGAUCUCACCAGGGUAGCUCAGAUUGCUGAGAUACUGGAAGUGUUUGACUUGCGGAUGAUGGUAGAAAACAUUACCAAUAAAGAAGCCUUCAUGAACCAGGAAAUUACAAAGGCUUUCCAUGUCCGGAAAGCCAACAGGAUAAAAGAAUGCCUUUGCAAGGAGACAUUUUCUGAUGUGACAUUUGUGUUGGAAGAUGGGAAGAUAAAUGCUCAUAAACCACUACUAAUCUGUAGCUGUGAGUGGAUGUCUGCAAUGUUUGGAGGAUCAUUUGUGGAAAGCUCAAACAGCGAGGUUGUUCUUCCCAGCAUAAGUAAGACUUCCAUGCAAGCGGUCCUGGAUUAUCUGUACACCAAGCAACUCUCCUCCAGCCAGCAGUUGGACCCCCUUGAAUUAAUUGCCCUGGCAAACCGGUUCUGCCUGCCCCACUUGGCCGCGCUGGCAGAGCAACACACGGUUCAGAUGCUCACCAGAAUGGCCACCAGUGGCGCCAGCAUAGAUGGAGAAGUGUUGUACGUUUUGGAAAUAGCCCAGAACAAGUCACCGGGAGCUUCAACCAGGCAACGUGUGUGGUGGAGAUGGCUCAACCCCUCGACGUUGUCUCUUGCCUUGACUCCAGAAUUGUUCCAUGUGCUUCUUUUCCAGUUCCACAAUGCCAAGCAGCUGGCAGCCUGGUGCUUGCACUACAUCUGCACAAACUAUAAUAGUGUUUGCUCACAGUUCCGAAAGGAAAUUAAAAUGAAAUCUUCUGAUAAUCAGGAAUAUUUUGAGAAACACCGUUGGCCUCCCAUUUGGUACCUUAAGGAAGAAGACCAUUUCCAGCGGCUUAAGAAGGAAAGAGAGAAGGAAGAAGUUGCCCUAAAUAAACAUCAUUCAAAGAGGAAGUGGUGCUUCUGGAGUUCCUCCACUGUGGUUGCUUGACGAAAGAAAAGGCCCGCGUAUCUUGGCCACCCCUGGGAAAAAGUUGGUUUCUAGCAACCCGGAGUUGGUGGGACUUGUGAAGACUUUUCUCUGGGUCGUCCCCGUUCAUUUCAGUGGCCCUUCCACCAGGCCCAGUGGUCAGCAGAAGAGACCUGGAGCCACAGCUUGUAUUCCACCUGCAUUCAGGGAUCACCAAGGACCAGGAAGCACAAGGUCACCCUCAGGAGUGCAAAACUGUUCCUUAGACAGCAACUGUGCAAUUUUAAUAAGCUAAAAUUGGUACCCCUUUUCCCCUCUAAUACUAAAUAACAAGAAAAUCAGCAUCAACGUUUUGACCUCCGAAAACCUAUUUUUAUACUUGUGAAUGAGUGUGCUUGGGGGGGGUGUCUGUAGAUGAGGUCUUUAAAUAUUAUUUCUGUGUCAUUUUCUCUCUCAGAUUGCAAAAUGAUCUAAGUCUUUAAUUUUAAUCAUCUGUGUUUCUUUUCACCACCACCAUCAGUCACCAUAGUAUUGAAAAUAAAACAAUGGCUUUAACAAUCCCCUGAAAUUGCUAGCCUAGCAACAAAUCAAAUUUUGCUAGGUGAAUUAUGUUUUUCUUUUCCCCAAGGACUGCAUUCGUAACAAUUAAAUCCUUGUUUCUUCUGUCUGAAGAAAUGGGAUGUAACAAGAUCCAUCAACAGCAGAAGUCAUUAGGAUUGUAAUUGGUUGAUCAGCCAAAGAAUAUGAAGUGUACAAUAUUUUUCAGCUGUGUGAUCAAAUAUAGAUGUUGAAUAUUUGCCAUGUUAGGGCAGAAGGCAGCUGCCCUGUGCAACACCCUCCUUUUUAUCUAGUUCAGGAGUGAACAUAAUGAGAAGAUCUUUGCUUGUGUCUUCUUUUUCUGUCUCAAAUCCAAAGGCAGUAACGCUUUUUGUUAGUUUGGAUGGUUUUUUCAGAAUUUUCUAUGGCUUUUCUUUGAAGAAACUUCCACAUAGUAUUUUUUGCUUCCUUAUAAAGAUUCACAUGUUAAAGGCUCCUUAAAUAAACUGAUCUCUUCCAUUUUUAUUAUUCUACAAAGCAAUGAACAAUCAUCUACUUGCAUUUUAACAGCGUCAUUCUGGUCUAAAUAAUCCUAUGUCUGAAAUGACAGUUUCCCAACUCAGCUGUCUUAAGUAUCUUGUCGCUUUCUAAAAGUGCUGGGAAAUCUAGCCUAUAAAACCCCCAACAUUUUGGCGGAUACCCUUUGCCUACAAGGUAUGCAUAGACAUCAGAUUUCCAGCAUUUUGAGAUCUUGUAUUAAUGCCGUUUUUAAGAAUAUUUUAGGGGCAAAUGGGCUACCUCCUGGGACAGAAGUGGGGGGGGCUGGGGUGGGAAGAGCUGAGGCCGCAUCCCCUUCAGGCAGGGGUGACCCUGGGCUGCUCCCUCCCUGCCAGACAAGGGAAUUGAGGGGAGAUGACGCAGCACUCCUGUCUGUAUUCUCUCAAUCCCUUGGAGGGACAUAAAUGCAAUAAAAGUCCUUUUUCUAAAGCUUGCUCCAUCUGCCAUCAUAAUAUUUGCAGGUAAAGCAGGUGAAUAAAUAAUUCACAGUCGGUGAUCUGGGUUUCUCGACCUUUGGGCCAUUUUGGGCAGGCGUUCCUCAGGAGGAAGGAGUCUCUCUCUCGGCCCCAGCUGUCAGGAGAGGCUGCCUGGGGGACGCCACCCAACUUUCCAGGGUCCAAAGUGGAGGCCACAGACGCUCUGCUUCAGGCAGCAGAAGAGGUUCUGAUGCUGCAGGGGUAUCUGUGUGGGAUACAUUGAAUAAUCAAUAUUUUCAAAAAAUCAUUGUACUGUUUGUUACAAAGGGCUGCGAAGGGAAAGGCUCUUUGCACAUACCUACAGUAUAAUUUUUGGUCAACAAUUGCAAGAGGAAAGGCAGGAUAAGCAGAGGAAAUAUUAUUGUGGCUCAGAUUUCAUUCCUUUGGCUCAAGAACCAUAGGGAUCGAGUUUUAAAGCAAAGGGGUGUUUGUUUAUAUGGAGUAGAGCCUAAGGUUUAUGGCAUCCUUCCUGAGUCCAGUUUAGCAAAAUACAAAAAAACCACCUCUGGACAGGGGAGCUAAGGGGCUCAGUCCCUCACCUGUCCCCUUGAAUCCGUGCCCAAUUCAGACAUGAGGAAGAGUGUUGGAAUAAAUGGGCAGCCCCUUGUAAAAUGUUCACACCUGUUGUUUUGUAUAAGCAUCACUAAUGCAUCUGGCAAAGUCCAGGGUCCUCUUGACGCAUGGGAUGUAUAAAUGAACCAGGGUGUUUGCAGUGACAACAGCUGAAAUACUUAACAGCUUCCGUAACCAAGUGGCUGGUUCAUUUGGUUUAAUUCUGCCUGUGGCCUUCAAGCUUGGUGGGAAAUUUAUUUUUGUUUCUAGUUUGGGAAAAGCAACUCAAUAAAAUGGUUUAGCUAUAAAACCUUUCCUAA